UCAAGGAAGAUUAGUCUUAAUAGGAUUGGCUACUUAACGGGUGGUUGCCAUGUCUAUUGCAAAACCUUCGUAGUGUUUACUUAACAGAAGAAUAUGGACCCCUCUUGCCACCUGUUUCUUCUUCUUUUUCUUCUUUUCUUUCCGGGGACAAGUCUGGUGGAUUCGUCUUGUAUCGCAGGAUGCUCUUGCACGAAUGAGCAUUUUGGAAGGAGUUUGUUUUGCCUCUCUGGAUCCCUGAAAAAGAUUCUGGAAGAAGUCCCUCAAGACAUCAAAAAAAUCCGAAUAGAGAACUCUCACCUGACUGAAUUGCCUCGUGGGGCAUUCGCCAAUGUCAGUGCCUUGGAAUAUCUCUGGCUGAAUUUUAAUAACAUCACGGUCAUGCAUCUGAAAAGUCUGGAGUACCUCAAGGAUUUGCUUGAGCUGAGGCUGCAGGGGAAUAAACUGCGUUCAGUACCAUGGACAGCGUUCCAGGCGACUCCGGCACUCAAAAUCCUGGAUCUAAAACACAAUAAGCUCGACGUCCUCCCAGAACAUGCCCUCCGCUACCUGCCCAACUUGACUUACUUAGACUUGUCUUCCAAUCAACUGACAGUCAUCUCCCGGGACGUUUUCUAUUACUGGCAAGAGAAAAAGGCGGGGGCUUCGUUGAACACAGUGUUGGCCUUGCACGAUAACCCAUGGAUGUGUGACUGUCGCCUGCGGGGGUUUGUCCAGUUCAUCCAGGCCAUUGGCCCGCCCCUCAUUCUGAUGAAUUCCUACUUAACUUGUGCCAGCCCCCCCUUUCGGGAAGGAAAAUACUUCCAUGAGGUGGAACUGCACAGCUGCAUGAAGCCUGUGGUGUUGGCCACCGAGCCCAACGUCACCGUGAUGGUCGGGCUAAAUGUCACCUUGACCUGUAUGGUGCAGGGCAGACCCUCCUCGGCAAUCUGGUGGAACUACACCCUGAAACAUCUACGGGCGUUUAACGUGUCCACGAGUCAUAUCAGUGAAAAUACAGUCAAGUCAGACUUGGUGAUUCCUUCAGUCUAUGCUAUGGAUCGGGGCAACUAUACCUGCACGGCCACCAAUUUCCUGGGCAACACCUCGGCCACAAUCAUGCUGAAUGUUCAAGCCCUCAGCACAAUGGCGUCUUCCUUCUCCUCAUCCUUCUCAAGGGAGAAUCCCUCCAUCGAUGUGAGAAUUGCGAAGCAGACGGUCUACGGGAUCACGCUGGAAUGGUACACCAUAUCCGAGAAUCCAGGGGAAGCCUGGUACACCCUCCAUUUUGGGAAGUAUGACGCCAAGAAGGAGAUGAUUUACAUGGCCCCUGGCGUCAACAGCUAUUCAGUCAAUGACCUGCUUCCUACAAAGUGCGAAGUGGCGUGUGGAGCUCAGGGGCCAGGAAUUUUAAAGGGGACGUGCAUUGCUCUUGUGACAGGAAAUGACAUCAGUGAACUGGAACAGCGAGAAAAGCUCAUCCACAUCAUUAUCAUUGUGUGCGCCAUGGUCCUGGCUGUCCCUGCCGGGAUGUACGCCUGCACCACCGAGACCCGGCUUAAUUGCCCGCGGAAAUGCCCCGACAUCUGCCACAAGAAGAGGAAAGCGAAAACGCUUCGAGGAGUCAAUAAGGAGAGCACGUUCGACAGCUUGCCGACGGGCAGCGAUGAGGGGUUAUGCCAGCCGGACUCCAGCGAUAGCAAAAAGACCCUGAAAAUAUUUGAGGACAAGAAGGCGACAGGCAAGCAGAAAUCUGAACACGGAAAUAAUGCAGAUCUGUAUUAGGCGAUCUCCACGUACUAUGGUGUAUUAGGCAAGAGGUAGGCAAAUAUGGGCUUGUUACUUGCUGAGGCUGAUUCCUCACCCUCCUGCCCCCACUCCACUCCAUGAAAGUCAUGCCAAAAGUGUUCUCGCUUUUCCUGCAGAAAUAUGGUUCCGGUUUUUAUUCUUAUUAUUGCAAAUCAGUUUUUAUGGUAUGUUUUUAAGUUGGUUUAUCAUUGUUGUUCACUGCCCUGAGCCCAUAGGGGGAGGGCA
Sphaerodactylus townsendi is the source of this 2010-nucleotide messenger RNA. RefSeq names its product leucine rich repeat, Ig-like and transmembrane domains 2 (gene LRIT2). Gene Ontology annotation, molecular function: protein binding. The record is from RefSeq and is a predicted model, not a curated record. NCBI's taxonomy places the organism in Eukaryota, Metazoa, Chordata, Lepidosauria, Squamata, Sphaerodactylidae.